Penicillium robsamsonii is the source of this 531-nucleotide messenger RNA. RefSeq lists its product as uncharacterized. The coding region runs from base 1 to 531 and encodes 176 amino acids. The record is from RefSeq and is a predicted model, not a curated record. Gene Ontology annotation, molecular function: nucleic acid binding; zinc ion binding. Lineage: Eukaryota; Fungi; Ascomycota; Eurotiomycetes; Eurotiales; Aspergillaceae. The transcript has 3 exons.
AUGAGUUCCGAUGCCAGCUUUCCGUACGCAGACGCUGAGGAUAUUAUCUACCACCUGAAGACUGUCUUCGCGAACCUAAACAGACGUGCAGAAGCAUACACAGCAUACCAUAAGCUUAAGAUGAAACCUAAGGAUAGCUUCACUGAUUUCCUUACGGAGUUCAUGCAGCUCGCCGAAGAGGCUGUCGUUAUCGCCGAGAACCUUAACCAGAAUACCGAAGCAAAGACCUCCUCACGUACCCGGUCUACGAUCCCCGCUGCCGGCGCCGGAGGUGCAUCUACCGUGAACCAGCUAAGCACUCCCCGCGUGAAGCGCGAGUACACUCCGAGCCUAUCUGCCUCUGAAAGAGAGACCUUAAUGAGAGAAGGACGAUGCUUUAACUGUAAGGAACAUGGACAUAUGACCCGUGAUUAUCCGAAGAAGAAACCGACUCUCGCUGUUAUGAUAACUACUCCCGUUAUGAACCCUCCCCGUGUGGACGAGAUCGUGGAGCUAGAAGCCGAUACCGAUUCGGGAAAAGCUCCUGCCUAG